UAUUAUCUUUCUAAAUUAACAAAUAUCAUGGAAAUUCAACUUUCGUCCUUUGUUAUUCCCUUUUUUCUCUUCUUAACACUACGUUUGCUUGCAAAAUAUUUCAAGCCAAAAACCUUAGAUUACAAAUUACCACCUGGUCCAAUGAAGUUACCACUCAUUGGUAACCUUCAUCAAAUAGCAGCAUUAGGAUCACUUCCACAUCGUGCUUUUAAGCAACUUGCUCAUAAAUAUGGACCUAUUGUCCACCUAAAACUUGGUGAAACUUCUGCUGUAGUUAUAUCCUCGCCAAAGUUAGCAAAAGAAAUAUUGAAAACCCAUGAUGUUAUUUUUGCUAAUAGGCCACACCUUCAAGCUUCUCAUAUUAUGACUUAUGGUUCAAAAGAUAUUGCAUUUUCUCCAUAUGGUGAUUAUUGGAGACAAAUGAGAAAAAUAUGUAUGUUAGAGCUUUUAAGUAAUAAAAGAGUUCAAUCAUUCUCUUAUAUUAGAGAAGAUGAGACGAGAAAUUUUAUAAAAUCAAUUCAGUCAUCAGAAGGGUCGUCAGUAAAUCUCACCAAUAGAAUUUUUUCGUUGGUGAGUUCUACUGUUUCUAGAUCGGCUUUUGGUGACAAAACGGAAGACCAAGAUGAAUUUGUGAGUGUGAUUAGAAAAGCAAUAGAAUCUGUUGGAGGACUUGAACCUGCUGAUUUGUUUCCUUCAAUGAAAUCUAUAAUACAAAUGCUAACUGGCACAAAAUCCAAAGUGUUGAAAAUGCACAAAAAAGCUGAUAAAAUAUUGGAAAUAAUUGUUAGAAAGCAUCAAGAGAAGCAAAGAAGAGCAAAAGAAGGGAAAGUUAGUAGUGAUGAGGUAGAGCAAGAAGAUCUUGUUGAUGUGCUUUUGAGAAUCCAAGAAAGUGGAAGCCUUGAAAUCCCAAUAACAACUAGCAACAUCAAAGCUGUGAUUUUUGAUGCAUUUGCUGCAGGAACCGACACCACAACAUCAACAAUAGUAUGGGCCAUGUCAGAACUGAUGAAAAACCCAAGUGUGAUGAACAAGGCACAAGCUGAAAUAAGAGAAGCAUGCAAAGGAAAAGAAAUUAUAUCUGAAAAUGAUAUUCAAGAACUUCCAUACCUAAAAUUAGUGAUAAAAGAGACCUUAAGGUUACACUCACCUACUCCUUUAUUACUCCCUAGAGAAUGCACUGAAUUAACCAACAUUGAUGGUUAUGAUAUACCAAAAAAGACUAAAGUCAUGAUUAAUGUAUGGGCUAUGGCAAGGGAUCCUCAAUAUUGGACUGAUGCUGAGAUGUUUAAUCCAGAGAGAUUUGAAGGUAGUUCUAUUGAUUUUAGAGGGAAUAAUUUUGAAUAUCUUCCUUUUGGAGCAGGUAGAAGAAUUUGCCCUGGCUUGCAAUUUGGUAUAGCUGGUAUUAUGCUUCCUGUGGCUUUAUUACUUUAUCAUUUUAAUUGGGAACUUCCUAAUAAGAUGAAACCUAUGGAUUUGGAUAUGACUGAACAUUAUGGAUUGGCUAUUGGAAAGAAAAGUGAUUUGUGUUUGAUUCCCACUGUUUAUGCCUGAUGUAUAAUUAUAUGAUCAUAUAAUUAAAUUUUAGUGUCUAUGUUUUAUAUUUUAAGUUGUACUUUAGAGAGUUAUGUGUCUUUUAAUUUUUGAAAUAAAAGUCAAACCUGAAUUGUUGUAUAAUAGAUGUUGAAAAUAAAUAAAUGCUAAAGCAUCCCAUUUAGGAAGAGAUUUGAUUGUGAAUAUGUUUGUAUCACAUGCU
Messenger RNA from Medicago truncatula (barrel medic), 1753 nucleotides. RefSeq names its product cytochrome P450 71D8. Gene Ontology annotation, molecular function: monooxygenase activity; oxidoreductase activity, acting on paired donors, with incorporation or reduction of molecular oxygen; heme binding. NCBI's taxonomy places the organism in Eukaryota, Viridiplantae, Streptophyta, Magnoliopsida, Fabales, Fabaceae. The coding region runs from base 28 to 1551 and encodes 507 amino acids. The transcript has 2 exons. The record is from RefSeq and is a predicted model, not a curated record.